Messenger RNA from Corythoichthys intestinalis (scribbled pipefish), 4676 nucleotides. RefSeq names its product C-type lectin domain containing 14A (gene clec14a). Lineage: Eukaryota; Metazoa; Chordata; Actinopteri; Syngnathiformes; Syngnathidae. Gene Ontology annotation, biological process: cell migration. The transcript is spliced from 2 exons. Gene Ontology annotation, molecular function: calcium ion binding; extracellular matrix protein binding; extracellular matrix binding. Gene Ontology annotation, cellular component: external side of plasma membrane; extracellular matrix. The record is from RefSeq and is a predicted model, not a curated record. Bases 1719 to 3047 code for a protein of 442 amino acids.
ACAAUUAAGCGAUAGUUAUGAGGUAGAUAUUUGUGACUUUUUUACAGACGCCAUUUUUUUCAUUGUGACGUCAUUUGUUUAAAAGUUUAAAAUAUGCGAGUGAAUAAUUAAAUUUGUUUUUUUGUUUUUUUUUAUCGAAAUAUUAGACAUCAAUUAAUGAUUCUAAGCUAAAAAUGACAGACAUUUUGAAUAAUAACUAUAAUAAUUACCUUAGUUUUAUGGCUGGGUUAAAACAAAAGCGGUUGUGCGACGUCUGUAAACGGGGGUUUUCAGGGUAAAACGGACAAAUUAAAAAUAGUUCAGGGGCUUCAUGCGCCAUGAAUCUGCUAUGGCAGCAUAUAGACAUAUUGUUCUAUCAGACACAACAGUUCGUUGUUUUGGCUUAAAAUACAGCAGUUUCUUUUAAAGAGGAGUGCAAAAGCAGAAACUGCAUAGUUUAAUUUGAUGGAUGAAUAUAUUUUAAGUUUUAGCAAGGUAGAAGAAUAAGAGGCGAGUUCCGAGCUCCAGGUUUGUUUCUAUCGCCAUGACGGGCGUGAGGAAGGGGUACGGUCUGAACUAUCUUCCUCAACAUUUGAGCACUCUGGGAAAGAAAUACUGUAUAUCAUUUGGUAAUGCUUUGACAGCAUCCAUAAAGACGAUUUUAUUAACAACUUCAUAGCUUUGAUGUGAUGGUUGGUGUAGCAGGUCACUUCCUGUUGAUUUUAAGCCAUUUUGGGUUCACUUCCUGUGGAUUUGGGGGCAUUUCGGGUUCACUUACUGUACAUAUUGGGUCACUUCCUGUUGAUUUUGAGGCAUUCCAGGGUCACUCCCUGUUGAUUUGGGGGCAUAUCGGGGUCACUUCCUGUUGAUACUGGGUCACUUGGGUUGGAAAUCAAUAGGAGUGAAUGGAAGUUUUUGUGCUACUGGAAUGAAUGGCAAACAGGGCCAUUGGAAAUGAAUAGGAGAUGCUGGCCUUUGGAAAUGAAUGGAUGUUUCUGGCAAAUUUUGGCCGAACCAUAUGUCUUUAGCAUAAACUGAAUUGGACUUUUCUACCCCUCACCAUCCUGAAUUUUUGAUGUAUAAAUGAAGUGAUUUAGACAAAAAUUGUAGGACGAGCGUUUUUUUUUUUCUUUCAAAAAACUUGCGUUUUUGGGCAAACAGUCAUUUUUAUCAUGAGUCAUUAAGAUUCGUAGCUAGUUUUUGUUGUUGUUUUACAGACAUCGUUAAUACAGUUUGUAGCAGCUGAAGUUUACCAUCACUGUAAAGGUCGAGCUGUUGUAGCUUGGGCCAAACUUGGUGAUGAUUCAGGAAGAAGUGUAGAAAAGCAAUUUAAACCCCGCCAAAAUGAAAUCUUUACUGUUACUAUGACAACACGCUAACGCGAACAGGAGUUUCCUGCCAUUCUUUAAGCGCUUCCUACAGGAAGCAUCUGUGUUGCCGUGACAACAACUGGACUAAGCAGAGAUGUGGAAUAUCAGUGAUUUUCUCUCACACACACACACACAUGCACACAGAUUCCGAUUUACCCUCAAGUCAUUAAGCUCAAUUAGCGGCAAGCAAGAUGAGCUUCAUCCUUCCUGUUCGACGUUCUUUCUGUGUGUUGGGAUUUUGAGAAGGCGGCUCGCUGUAUCAAGACGCCACACACUUCCUGUCCUGGCAGGAAGCUGCGAGCCGGGCGAGUUCCGGACGUCCGGGGGGGGGCUGCGAGCCUUGGAGGCAGAGGGUAAAAUCGCCAGUCGAUGGGAGAAAACUUGCGGGCGACACAAGAAAGAAAAAUCGCAAGAGUUGGGAACACCAUGUUCUUGCCCUGCUUCCUGCGCUUGUGGCUUUUGGCCCUUAUGCUGAGGUCGUCGGCAGCCGCCCCCGAAUCGGGCCCGCGCUACGGGCCAGUUCACGAUGCGCUCACCUUCGAGCGAGCGCAGGAGGCGUGCGGGCAUCGGGGCCUGGCCUCCUUCGCCAAACCCGGGGAAUUCGUCCGACUCCUCAAGUCAGUGCCUGCCGGCCCGUCCGUCUUCUGGGUGGGCCUGAAGAAAGCCAAGAACCAGUGCGUGGUGCCCUCGCUGCCUCUCAGAGGGUUCAAGUGGGCCCGCGGGGGCGGCGAGGACGCCGACGACACAAGCUGGGCCAGAGAGCCAGAACAAACCUGCACCUCGGUUCUCUGUGCGGGCCUAUCCGUCGAGUCGGACGGGUCCCGAGGUCUCAUACCUCUCAGCUGCAAGUCGCACCACCCCUUCAUCUGCAACCUGGAGUCGCAGGCCCGACCGACAACUGAGCCUGCAAUACCUCGGCCCACAGGAACUCCUCAACCGGCGGCCCCUGGAACAGAAUUACUGGAACCGCCGAUGACUGCGACGACUGAACCCGGAACUGUCCGAACUGAAUCUGCCGCACCCAAAACACAGAGGCCAGACCCUGCCACUCCGGGACCGGACAAACUUGAACCGUCUGAGAAAAGUCCUGGCUUAGCAGAACCGCCAACACCGGAGUCCACCAGACCAGAAGCGGAGGAACCUGAAAAUAGACCUGAUGGCUUCGACGGUUCAGAAUCGGAGUCUGUGUCGUGCCCCCGCCCGGCGGUGGCCGGCGCCCGCUUCCUCACUUUGGACCCCGACAACAGCGGCAAAAUCCGAGUGGACUGCUGGUCCAAAGUCCGUCUGGAACUGCACUGCCGACACCCGGCCGGCGGGUGGCGUCUGCCAGGUGGCGCCCCCGCCAACCUGAGCUCCGUCUGCACCCCGUGCCCGAGCGGGUACCGCAAGAACGUGUCUGGGGACUGCGAGGACGUGGACGAGUGCUCGGGCCCGCACGGGUGCCGUGACACCUGCGUCAACACGGCGGGCUCGUUCAAGUGCGUGUGUGCCGACCCAUCGGGGUCCGAGGACAGGACGGAGUGCGAGCCCGCCGAAGCCGGCGACCCGGGGCCCUUCUCGGGAGUCUUGGUACCCGCCCUGGUGGGGGCGGGCUUGCUGCUGCUUGUUCUGCUGCUCGUCGCUUUGGUGACUGUCAAAUGCUGCUUGAAGCGGCGAAGGAAGAAGGAUGAGGAGACAAAAGACAAGUUAGCCACAUGAUGGGCGCCGAUGUCGACAUCGCACUUAGGAAGCGGUUUCUUUAUCAACUUACUGAUAUUGUCAUUGUGACAAUCAUUCACUGAUUUUUAUGAUUUGACCCUCGUUCAUUUCAUGUCUUUAAUGUGAUCACUUUCACAUUUCAACUUGAUAAAUCUUUUGUUUUAGCGUGAGAAAUACUGUAUAUUUAACCUGAUAAAAUUCUCAUUUUAACAUGAGAAAUUUUACAUUUCAACCUGUUCAAUUGUAUUUAAGAUGAUACAUCUCAAGUUUUAACAAGUAAUUUCACAUUUUGACUCGAUACAUUUCGUGCAUAACUCCCAAACAAAAAAACAAAUUCAACCGCAUAGAUUUAACAUCUUUACCAUGAUGUGUUAUCAGGAGAAAUUUCACAUUUAAAUGAGAACUUUCCCAUUUUUUUCUUUGAUAAAUUUUACAUUUAAUGUGAGAAAAUGAAUGAUACAUUUCACAUUUACCUUUAAAAAAUUCUCGUACCAUGACAAAUUUCACAUUUCAAUGUGAUCCAUCACCUUUCGACAUAAAUUUCACAUUAACGUGUUAAACUUGAGGUUUUAACAUAAAUUUCAAAUGUGAAUGUGAGACAUUUCCUGUUUAAAACAUGCUAAAUUUCACAUUUUAAUGAGAAAAAUUCCAACUUGAGAAAUUUCAUGAUAAAGUGAGCCUCGUGAGGCCAAGCGGAACGGAAGCUGAAUAGUCUAAUGACUGAAGUAAAAACUUUUAAUCUUCCUUCUUUAAUCAUCCUGUUGAAUUUGAUUGGGAGUGCCUGAGUGGACAGGAUAGGGUGUCUAUCCCCCUUUAAUAAUAGCCAAUGAGCUAAAUAAUCAAACAUCCCUGAACUCACACAAAAUUGUUUAUACGUAGACACUGACAAAGACACACGUGUGCACUCUUGUAGACGCGGAAGGGAAAACUGCGUCCUCUGGUGGCAACAGAAAAAGGUGCAGCUCCAGAGGAAAUGAAGGGUCCGCUGCACUUCUCAGAUUAGCCAUUAGAUGGCAGUGUCCAUUCGUCAAUCAUCGACACGCUGUAGGUUAUCGGUUGAAGUCGAUCAAAGGGCGCGAUUUUGAGUAACGGUGUGGAUGACGUCAAUAGCCACGUGAUACGUUGUGAAAAUGAUCGACAGCUUAUUAUGACAUUCCAAUCAUUCAGUUAUUAAACCCAUAAUUUCUGCCAUUGUCGGCGGUGGACUUCCAAUUUAUUUGGACUGGGACUUUCAUGGCAAAUGGAUCGGACGUCUAUUGCCGUCAAUGGCAAGUAAAGUUCAAAUUUGGAACAUGUUCUUUUUGUUCUACUCACGUUGAAAUCCAAAUAGUAACCAUGUUUUCUAAGUGAUAUUCCUGUUUUGUUUUUUUUGUUUUUUAAUAUUCCAAGUAUUGUGUGUUUGAAUAAUGACGUGCAAAUUUAUUAAAACACUUAUGGUCACUUUUUCUUUAAAUCACACAUGAGCACUUUUUUUUUCAGUAUUCUUGAUUUUAUGCACCUGGAAUUGUUGAUCAAUGUUAAAAACCUCAUUUUGCGUUUUUUUUUUUUUUUUUUUUCUCCCUUUAGCAAACAAAUUGUUUCAUAUCAAACAAUUGUUUUGACUAUUUGUGGUAGCGUUCCGUUUAUUUG